GGUAAUGACACACUUCGACUGAAAGAAAGAUGGCACCCUUUCAUGUAAAUGAUGCUGAUAGGAAACUCAAAUGCUUUUGAUAUGAAGGACUUUGAUAAGUUUUCAGUGAACAGAUUUAAACGGAAGUAUGCGUAUUUCAUCCUAGAUAAGAAAAGUGAUCAAAUUUUAUGUGAAUCUCGAGAUUAAUGAAGUAUUACCGGCAUUUUACACGGGAUGCUAUCAUAAACAAUGUUGUUUUUGGGUUCAUGUCGCCGAUGACUAAUGUAAAAUCAUCAAUAUGAUGUGCGACGUGAUGCCUACGAUUUCUGAGUCCGGUUCGAAUGACCGGGAGUCUCAGAGUUCGCAAGAUGAGGCUAACUUCGAGCAGUUGAUGGUGAACAUGCUGGAUGAAAGAGAUAAAUUGAUGGAAACACUUCGCGAGACUCAGGACACGUUAACGUUAACCCAGCAAAAACUCGCCGAUGUGGAGAAAGAACGAGACGCUUUACAGGGGCAAUUUCAGACCACUACACCUCAGCAGGAAUUUGCCAGUUUGUCAAAAGAGGUCAACCAGCUUCGAGACCAGCUGUUAGAGAGAGAAGAAGAAGUAGCUGAACUGAAGGCAGAGAGAAAUAACACCAGGUUGUUACUGGAACAUCUUGAGUGUUUGGUAUCCAGGCAUGAGAGAUCACUCCGGAUGACUGUGGUCAAGCGUCAGGCCUCGUCCCCAGCUGGAGUGUCCAGUGAAGUGGAGGUGCUGAAAGCCCUCAAGUCUCUGUUUGAACACCACAAAGCUCUGGAUGAAAAGGUCCGAGAACGUCUUCGAGUUGCAUUAGAAAAAGUGGCCUCAUUAGAAGAAGAGUUAACAAAUGCUAAUCAAGAGUUAUUCACAUUACGAGAACAGCAGAGUAAAUCUCGACAUUCCAGUGGCAGUACAGAGGACAGUCUAAAACCCUUAAAGCAUGAAACAGGAACUCAGGAGACAGACCAUCCAAAACCAGAUAUACAUGUCAAGCAAAGGCUAUCGAAUGGCUCUAUUGACCCUGACUCAGAGGUUAACAGAGUCAUUGAACUUCAGGACACAGUGGAGAAACAGAACUCCGAGUUAACAUCAACAAGGACUCGAUUAUUAGAAUUAACCAAUAAAAUCACAGAGCUCGAGGAGACAUCCACAACUGCCACCAAAGAUCUGAACAAAGCUCAGGAACAAUUAGUCAAGUUACAGCGAGACCUCAGAGAGUCCCUGGCUCAGAGGGAGGAUCAGGAGGAAAGGAUAGCCACCUUAGAGAAACGUUACUUAAAUGCUCAGCGGGAAUCAACUUCACUUCAUGAUCUGAAUGAUAAGUUAGAGUCUGAACUAGCCACCAAGGAAAGCCAACUCAAAUCGACUGAGGAAAAGCUUAGACAGGUUCAAGAGAGGCUUGAGCUGGCAGAACAGAAACUACAACAAUCUCUGAAGAAGGCAGAAGCACUGCCCACUGUGGAGGCUGAACUUGCCCAGCGUAUGGAGGCAUUGAACAAGGCCGAGGAGUUACACGGGUCAGCAGAGGAGAGAGUGUCUAGAGUUGAACAGAAGCUGAAGGAUAACGAGGCAGAGCUGUCCAGGGCUAGAAUGAGGGAGAAGAUGAAUGAAGAACACAAUGCCAGGCUGUCAGCAACUGUGGACAAGUUAUUGGCCGAGUCUAAUGAGCGACUACAGCUACAUCUCAAAGAGCGAAUGGGAGCUCUAGAGGACAAAAAUCAACUGACUCAGGAACUUGAACGAAUCCGCAAGGCUUUGGAUGAAACUCAACAAGAAAAGGAAAGGAUAUCUGAGGAUUUGGUUCGUGCUAACAGGGAGGUGGACACACUCAGGCAGCAGAUAGAACACCUUGCCAGGCCAGGUACAGGGUACGUCAUCAGAAGUCCUAUGGAUGAGGUCACCAGGAGGUCACAGAGGGGACGAGAGCAGUCUCUAGAGGAGGAUCCAACAAAGGUGAACACCCUGAAUGAGCAGGAGCAUGAGAAAUUAAAACAAGCCCAGAUCCUGGAGAAACUUCAGCAGGCAUUUGAUGCUAGUGACACAGAGGGAAGCGAGAAUGAGUCUGUGAUUGAAGCAUUUGAUAUGUGGUCCCCAAGUGGCCCCACUGAUGCCCAGACACUGGCACUCAUGCUCCAAGAGCAGUUAGAUGCAAUAAAUAAUGAAAUUAGGUUAAUCCAAGAAGAAAAAGAAACCACAGAGCAGAGAGCUGAAGAACUGGAAAGUCGGGUAGGGAGUGGUAGUCUUGAUACGAUUGCCAACAGAUGGCGCACCUCUCCGCCAUUGAGCGAGAGGGCGACGCCCACUACUCGUUCAUUACAAACAAGAGAUUACCUUCAAAAGUACCAUACCGCUCCUGCUGGAAUGUCCACUGCCCACCUGUAUACCUACUCCUCCUCUAGUCCUCAGUUAGCUACUGCUGCCAAUGAAAACAAUAUAUCACAGAUGUAUAGUAGAGAUGACUCAACCAUUAAUGAGGAGAAUCGACAAAUCAAGUGUGAAUCUAGUCCCCCAACCCCCCGAUCUCUAAGGCUUGAACGAGCCACGGCCAGUCAUAAUACUUCUGUAGAGGAUACACCAAGUAGAACUGUAAUAGAUACCACCCAGUCCUCUCAGAGUCCUUUCAGUACACCAAACAGCAGCCAAGAUUCUCUCCACAAAAACCAGCAACAACAGCAACAGCAGCAACAAAAGAAAAAAGGCAUCAAGAGCUCACUGGGCCGACUCUUCAGCAAGAAGGAAAAGCAGAAAGCCAAAGGUCUACCUCAAGAGCUGCUUCCUUCUGGGGGUGCAUUCGCGGACCUGAGUGAUGUGGGUGCUGGGGAUGCCCUGACUCUUGGCCUGGGUCAAUCGGAGUAUGACAGGAGGAAAAAGAAAAAGCAUGAACUGCUAGAGGAAGCUAUGAAGGCGGGUACACCUUUUGCUUUGUGGAAUGGACCAACAGUGGUAGCCUGGCUAGAGCUGUGGGUGGGUAUGCCUGCUUGGUAUGUAGCAGCAUGUAGAGCUAAUGUCAAAAGUGGUGCAAUCAUGUCUGCACUUUCUGAUCAGGAGAUACAGAGAGAAAUAGGAAUCAGCAAUCCUCUACAUCGUCUGAAGUUACGACUAGCCAUCCAGGAGAUGGUCAGUCUGACCAGUCCAUCUGCACCCAAAACUUCCAGUUCUACCCUGGCGUUUGGUGACAUGAAUCAUGAAUGGAUUGGCAAUGAAUGGCUUCCGUCGAUUGGUCUCCCUCAGUAUCGCAGUCACUUCAUGGAGUGUCUGGUGGACGCAAGGAUGCUGGAUCAUCUGACCAAAAAAGAUCUGAGGGGACAACUCAAAAUGGUGGAUAGCUUUCAUAGAACAAGUUUACAGUAUGCGAUUAAUUGUUUAAAACGUGUUAAUUAUGACAAGAAGGAAUUGGAAAGGAGACGAGAAGAAAGUGCUACAGAAAUUAAAGAUAUACUGGUGUGGUCCAAUGAGAGACUUAUAAAGUGGGUCCAAUCCAUAGGUUUACGGGAAUAUGCAAAUAAUCUAAUAGAAUCUGGGGUUCAUGGUGCUCUAAUUGCCUUAGAUGAAAGCUUUGAUGCCAACAGUAUGGCACUAGCCCUACAGAUUCCAAGCCAAAGCUCACAGGCACGCCAGGUUUUAGAGCGUGAAUUUGGGAACAUGUUGAUCCUGGGAACAGACAGACGUUUGGACGAGGGUGAAGGAGGGAAGUUGAGACGAGCUCCAUCUUGGAGGAAGAAAUUCAGGACCAAAGACAAAAGUCGCGAGAGUGGAGACGAGGGAGAGCCUAGCGGGACUGAGGGUCAGACACAGCAGUCCCCCCAACAUGUCCGCCGACAAGGAGGAGCAGACAACUCCAUGCACCGCCGAACCACCGAACACAUGAUGAACUAUUAAUACAUUUUACUUUAGGUUGUAACAAAUUAUUAGCAUCUAACUGUACAAAUAGCAAAUCUAUAAAUAACAUUAUAAAUUGUUUUUAAAAAAAUGUGAGUCAGGAAGACUCUUCCAUAAAUACAGCCUUUAUUUAUGUUGGCCACUUAUGUGUAUCUGGAGUCAAGAUAUUGAUGUCAUAUAUUAAGCUGAGAGUACCAGGUGUAUUUAAAUCAGACCUGGGAAUAUUAUAAAACCCUACAAGGUAGAGUGGUAGAUUUGUUGUUUGUAUAGAGUACUUGGUAGAUUUCUACCAAAUUUUCAUGUAUUAUACAGAAAAUAUUUAUAUGUGAAAAUUCAUUUGUAUCAUCCAUGGUCAAUUUUCCUCAUACAAUUUUUAAUGGCAUUUACUUUACCAAGACCAAAACUACAGAAGAAUCAUCUAACCAUCACUAUGUGUGUGUGUUUGUGUGUAUUGUCGGUGUUCCAUGCUGUAGUCAAAUGCAUUUAUAGCAAGGAAAAUGGAGAUCUGUUUAUUGUUGCUUCCUGUCCAAGUUCUAAGGGAAAUAACUCUUACCCAGCAUGAAAAGUUACCUCAGUCUUGACCUGCAUAAUACAUGUAUAAAUAUUUAUAUGAAGAUAAAUAGUGUAAAAUGUAAGAUUCACAUAUACAAAUGUAGUACUCUUAAGAAAUUUAUGUGGAUUUCGCAAAUUUUCUUUAAAAGUAAUUCCGGAUGGAAUAUCCAUUGAAAUGUCAACCUAUUUUUACAAUGUCAGAAUUGAACAGGGACAGAGAAGAGUUCUGGAAUUAUGAAUAUAUGUUUGUUACUGCAAGUAAUAUAUAGACUACAUUCCACUUCAAACCUGUCUCUUUCACUUUCCAACUGUAUUUUUGGGGGAAUGUAAAGCAUUUAAAAUUAUGAAAAUUAAGAAAUAUCUUUAAAGUUAUGAUUUUUUUAAUUGUUGAUGAAAUAAGGAAUCAGACUUUGACCUUUGACUUAGGGUGAUUCCAGUAAGUUGUUUUGAUCAGGAGCACUGAGAAGUCUGAAUAUAUUGCCUACUUUGAAACUUAUAUAGUUUGAAGAUGUGAAAAAUAAAGGCUUGCCCAAAAUUUGUCCCUAAACAUUGAGCACAGACAAUGUGCCACAAAGGUUUGAAAUCCAAAAGUGCUAUAGAAAAUUUUCAACUUAUAUGAGAAUUCAAAAAAACAGUAGAUAGUCAUGUAAUGUGUUAAAAAAGAAAUGUACAUAUACAUGUAUAUACAUAAGCAUUCACUUUUAUAUAGAAAGUAAUAAAUUAAAUGUAAAUAGAUAGUAAAGUAGAUUUUUAAAAUUAUUUUAUUAACCUUGUGUAUUGUGUAUGAAAGAUAUGUUCAAGUAGGCAGUUUUGGAUCAUUUAACCAGCAAUAAUAUUGUCUUAGAAUCAUGUAUAAAACAAAAACCAGCAUUAUUAUCAGAACAAAAUUAUAUACUUAUCAUGUAUUCAUUGAAAUCUCAGUUUAUACAUCAUUUAUAGAUUACUCUUGAAAAUGUAAGCCAACUAAAAUUUAUAAAACGGCUGUCUAUGCAAACAUAUUCAGUAAUUUAACAUUCAAAUGUUGUGCAAUUUGGUAGGUACAAACAUAGAUAGCCUUCUUUGUCUGUCAUUUUAAAUACAUUUUGUUAAGUACACCUAUUCUUUUAUAAUCCAUUCAGUGUAAUGAACAAUAGAUUGUAAAUGUGGAGGUUAUCUGCUGCAAACUGCUCGUUGAAAUUUAAAAAAAAAAAAAAGGUGACAUAUCUCGGUACAAGAACUUCUAAAGUCUUCACGUACUUUAGGUUGUUAGACUAUCUAGCACAAGGUUGUGAUACUGCUAAAAUGGCAGAAAUGCUGUAUUAUCUAGACAGGAGUCCAUUUUGAUUGUCAGAGUGACCCUUUUUGAAGUCUUAGGUUGUGGCAGCUUAUUAAAUAAUUCUGUUAAGCAUAGCUUUGCAUUGAGACUGAUGAUGAUGGGCUAUAAGAAAUUUUCAAUGUUCAAUCAAAAUAAUAUUAACACAGGUAGAAGAUAGAGUUCUGGAGUAGACCUUCCAUUAAUGGGAUUUUGUGCUAAAGGCUAGAUUGGAUACUUUUCUAACAAUGAACAAACUUCAGUACAUUCGGAAAAUACUGUGAAAAAAUUAUUCAUAAAUUUGUAUUGGUUAGAAUGAAAAGUUAGUGUUUUGUUAAAUAAAGAAUAAACAUAGGAUUUUGUAUUAACUUUGAAAUUAUAUCAAUUAUGGAGGAAUGAUCUGUAAUUCUCAAAAUAUUACAACUUUUUAAAUCCCUGACCUGUCAGCUGUUAGCUUUCAUAGAUGAUAAAGAGAAGCUGUGUUCAUUGAUCAAGUUCUACCCAGAAACAGACUUGUGUUAUCUUUGUGUUACACUGUACAUGAAUCCUUCAUGUUUAUGUGAAAGUCAUUAUAGUAUUUCAAACUCAGUGAACAUGUACCCAUGUUUCUUAUGGGAGGAUCAUUUUAUUUUCAAAAUAAUCAUCAAUAUGAAAAAAAAUUAAAUGAGAUGUGUAUAAUUUUGGCAGAAAUUGGACAGCUUUCUGUGUACAAUGAAUGAAUGUGUGGUACUACUGAGACUGCUUCUCACUGCAAUCUGUAGCUCUGUUAUCAAUGUAUUUAUUUCUCCAUUUUGUAUAAAUGCAAUUUGUGAUAUUUGAUACUUAUGAUACUGUGUACGGCAUAGAAUGUUUUUAUGCAAAUACAGCAUCAAAACACCAGUAAAA
Saccostrea echinata is the source of this 6608-nucleotide messenger RNA. RefSeq names its product liprin-alpha-1-like. Gene Ontology annotation, molecular function: protein binding. The coding region runs from base 278 to 3880 and encodes 1200 amino acids. Gene Ontology annotation, cellular component: presynaptic active zone. Gene Ontology annotation, biological process: synapse organization. Lineage: Eukaryota; Metazoa; Mollusca; Bivalvia; Ostreida; Ostreidae. The record is from RefSeq and is a predicted model, not a curated record. The transcript has 24 exons.